CGCGGCGAAAGAGUGCGCGCCAAGUCCGCGCUGUGUUUGUGAUGCACACCGGCGCCACCGCAGCCCCGGAGGCCGCCCCAGGGUUGGGGGUGCCCGAGGAGGUGCGGCCGGCGGGGAGAGAGCUCGGGGCCCCGCGCCGCCGCGCGCUCGCGGGCUGCUGGCUCGCAGGGGACAGACAGGAACCGGAGCAGUACUGCCGCCUCUGGCGCGAGCGCUCAGCGCCUCCUCCCGCCCCAGCCACUGUGGCUCGGCGCGCGCGGCCGGCGGCUGCCCUUUCCGCCUCCGGGGAAGCAGACUCACGGGCCUCUGUGGGGCUUGCACCAUGGCUUCGGGCCGGAGGGGCUGGGACAGUUCCCACGAGGACGAUCUGCCCGUGUACCUGGCCAGGCCGGGCACCACCGACCAGGUCCCGAGGCAGAAGUACGGCGGCAUGUUCUGCAACGUGGAGGGCGCCUUCGAGAGCAAGACGCUGGAUUUCGAUGCCCUGAGCGUGGGGCAGCGGGGCGCCAAGACCCCCAGGAGCAGCCAGGGCAGCACCCGCGCCACGGGGAGCCGGUCUGGAGAGGAGAGGGACUCCCCGCGCAAGGGCCAAGGCCGGCAGGACAGCGGGGAGCCCGCGGCGGCGUCGCCCGCGCCAGCCGGGGUGGAGAUCCGGAGCGCCACCGGCAAAGAGGUGCUGCAGAACCUCGGUCCCAAGGACAAGAGUGACCGUCUCCUGAUCAAGGGAGGCAGAAUCGUCAAUGAUGACCAGUCCUUUUACGCCGACAUCUACAUGGAGGAUGGCUUAAUAAAGCAAAUAGGAGACAAUCUGAUUGUCCCUGGAGGAGUGAAGACCAUCGAAGCCAACGGGAAGAUGGUGAUCCCUGGAGGCAUUGAUGUCCACACUCACUUUCAGAUGCCGUACAAAGGGAUGACCACUGUAGAUGACUUUUUUCAAGGGACCAAGGCUGCCUUAGCAGGGGGCACCACUAUGAUCAUUGAUCAUGUGGUGCCUGAGCCUGAGUCCAGCCUGACCGAGGCCUAUGAGAAGUGGCGUGAGUGGGCCGAUGGGAAGAGCUGCUGUGACUAUGCCUUGCACGUGGACAUCACCCAUUGGAACGACAGUGUCAAGCAGGAAGUGCAGAGCCUCAUCAAGGACAAAGGGGUUAACUCUUUCAUGGUUUACAUGGCCUACAAGGAUUUGUACCAAGUGUCCAACACGGAGCUCUAUGAGAUCUUCACCUGCCUAGGAGAAUUAGGGGCCAUUGCCCAAGUUCAUGCUGAGAAUGGGGACAUCAUUGCCCAGGAGCAAAACCGGAUGUUGGAAAUGGGGAUAACUGGCCCAGAAGGCCAUGUGCUAAGCAGGCCGGAAGAGCUGGAAGCUGAGGCUGUGUUCCGUGCCAUCACCAUUGCCAGCCAAACCAACUGCCCCCUGUACAUCACAAAGGUCAUGAGCAAGAGUGCAGCUGAUCUCAUCUCACAAGCCAGGAAAAAAGGAAAUGUAGUCUUUGGUGAGCCCAUCACUGCCAGCCUUGGUAUAGACGGAACCCACUACUGGAGCAAGAACUGGGCCAAGGCUGCUGCAUUCGUGACAUCCCCGCCUUUGAGCCCGGACCCAACCACUCCUGACUACAUCAACUCCUUGCUGGCCAGUGGUGACCUGCAACUCUCUGGCAGUGCCCACUGCACCUUCAGCACUGCUCAGAAAGCCAUUGGAAAAGACAACUUCACAGCCAUCCCCGAGGGCACCAACGGCGUGGAGGAGCGGAUGUCAGUCAUCUGGGACAAGGCUGUGGCCACCGGGAAAAUGGAUGAAAACCAGUUUGUGGCCGUGACAAGCACAAAUGCUGCCAAGAUCUUUAACCUGUAUCCCCGCAAGGGGAGAAUAUCCGUGGGUUCCGACAGCGACCUGGUCAUCUGGGAUCCAGACGCCGUGAAGAUAGUCUCUGCUAAGAACCACCAGUCGGCUGCCGAAUACAACAUCUUUGAAGGCAUGGAGCUGCGUGGGGCGCCCUUGGUGGUUAUCUGCCAGGGCAAGAUCAUGCUGGAAGACGGCAACCUGCACGUGACCCAGGGGGCCGGCCGCUUCAUCCCAUGCGGCCCCUUCUCUGACUAUGUCUACAAACGCAUCAAAGCCAGGAGGAGGAUGGCAGACUUGCACGCUGUUCCGAGGGGCAUGUAUGAUGGGCCCGUGUUUGACCUGACCACCACCCCCAAAGGGGGCACCCCUGCGGGCUCUACCCGGGGCUCUCCCACCCGGCCCAACCCACCCGUGAGGAAUCUCCAUCAGUCGGGCUUUAGCCUGUCAGGCACCCAAGUGGAUGAGGGGGUCCGCUCAGCCAGCAAGCGCAUCGUGGCGCCCCCUGGAGGCCGCUCUAAUAUCACAUCUCUGAGUUAAGCAACCUCUCCCCAAAGGGGGACAGAAGCAAGAAGAGAUUUUCUCUGAAGCCAAAUUGGUACACCAAUAUUUAAGCAGGAAAGCAAGUCUAAACGGUUGCUAUCUAAAGAAUCAAGAAGCCUCAAGCCUUAUGUCUCUCCAUGUUAAGCUCGCUUGCUUAGCUUUACGAAUAUUGCUUUGUUUUGUUUAUGCAUAGCCUUGAUUUGUUGGAUCUUCUGCCCCAUUUACAUGCAUGCAAUCAGACAGGCCGCUAAGGUUAAAAAAAAAGUCUGCUAUAUUCUAGUGUUGAGAGCGUGUGUAGUGCUGCAUCUUACGACAAGGGGACAGAUGAAGCUGGGAGGUCAGGGAAAAGAACAAAGGGGACGCAGGUUAUUUGGGGCAAGGGGGUGGUGGGAACCAAGAGCAAGGUGGAGGGCACAGAGGGGACGGGGUCGGGUGUGUAGGAGGGAGGUGGGUGGGCUGGGUGAGCAGAGGGGGUGUUGUGUACUGUGUUGAUGCACGUUUAUUUCCGGAGGGGCCACUUCUGGCAGCUGUCACUUACUGUGGUCCCUGAGGAUCUGCAGAGAAGGUAGACUAGUCUUUGGGUUCUGGGUUUGUCCUGUCCCUUCCUAGGAGAUUUUGUUUCUUUGAACAUUUAUUAAAACACCAAAAACCCAACCAGUCCUUCCACCUGCUUGAUUAUACCAGUGUUUGUUUGGGCCUCUUUCUCGGUGUUGCUUUCAAAUCCUCCUCAUUCCUGGGUGGGGAAGGUUGGAUCAAGAAGAGCAAAUGAUGCACCUCUCCCCUUGUCCUCCCCACCUCUAUGGUGCUCUUAAAAGGCAAAAGAGGAAAUAGCACAGGCUCUUGGGUGGAGGCAGCAGAAGCUGAGAUGCACCUCUUGACCAGCUGCUGGGGGGGAGGGGGUGUUGCUGGGUGGCACCCACCUUGGAGCUUUAGCUCCAAUGGGCGCAAAGAAGGAAGGGCCUCCGUUGCCAGUGGUGGGUGCAGGGUUCUCUUGAUCUCUGAGAACCACGCACAUUGGUGACUGCAUAGGAUUUUUAAAUCAAUUUUGUUUUAGUUUCUUAACUUUUACUAUUAAUAGGUACUGUCAACUUAUGUGGGAAUCAAGCAGAAUUUGAGAAAGCCAGUCCUAACCAGAGAGAACAUAUUUGCAAGCCUGGUUCUGUUUCUCAGUUCUAAGCCAUCAGUGUCCUCUUGCAUUAGCAGAUCCUUGGGGAAACCUUUGUUUUGUUACCAAAAUCUGAGUUGCAGUGACAUAUGACACAACGUGCUUUCCUGAUGGGGUACAGGAAGGGAGUUAGUGGAGUGUUCACAUAGCCUGUCUGUCAGAGCAGUGUCCAUGUCCUUCUCAGGUCCCCCCCACCCUGGUAC
Octodon degus (degu) is the source of this 3748-nucleotide messenger RNA. It is a transcript of the gene Dpysl3, whose product is annotated as dihydropyrimidinase like 3. The transcript is spliced from 14 exons. Gene Ontology annotation, molecular function: hydrolase activity, acting on carbon-nitrogen (but not peptide) bonds, in cyclic amides. The coding region runs from base 323 to 2377 and encodes 684 amino acids. NCBI's taxonomy places the organism in Eukaryota, Metazoa, Chordata, Mammalia, Rodentia, Octodontidae. Gene Ontology annotation, biological process: actin crosslink formation. The record is from RefSeq and is a predicted model, not a curated record. Gene Ontology annotation, cellular component: cytoplasm; cytosol.